Messenger RNA from Epinephelus moara (kelp grouper), 3834 nucleotides. RefSeq names its product ATP-sensitive inward rectifier potassium channel 1-like. The record is from RefSeq and is a predicted model, not a curated record. Gene Ontology annotation, cellular component: plasma membrane. Gene Ontology annotation, molecular function: ATP-activated inward rectifier potassium channel activity. Gene Ontology annotation, biological process: potassium ion import across plasma membrane; regulation of monoatomic ion transmembrane transport. Bases 469 to 1641 code for a protein of 390 amino acids. Lineage: Eukaryota; Metazoa; Chordata; Actinopteri; Perciformes; Serranidae. The transcript has 2 exons.
AGAUGCAACUGAGGGAUUUCUUUGUGAGGCCAAACUCAAAUCCCAAAUGUUCUCAGGGCUGAAAACAAAAACAGCAUGGGUGCUGCACCGGCCACGUUGGCCCCUUCAAUAGAUGCACCUUCUGGCACACAAAAGCACUGAGGGCUCCCUCGCCUCACCGUGCCUCCUGGACAUUCCCCCUCCUCGUGUUGGUGAGAGUACACUGACAACAACUUCAGCCAUCAUGGAUCCAGUGCUGAUGAAGUCACUGGUUGCAUUAUAAGACUUCUCGGUGACUGAGUGAUGAAGGGAAUCGCCCUGAAGUGACGCCCAGUGGGAGCUCUCUGGCUGGCUCCUCCGUCUGUAUGAAGCCAGUGUACAUGGUGGCAUGUGGCUGGGAUUAGGAAAUUUCACUGUGGAUUAAAAUCUUUCCAGCGCCUCCAUGGCCACUCGCUAAAAGAAAGGAGUUGAGCGGAGCACUCUGGGCCCAUGGUCUCUCUGAGCAGCUCCAGGAUGUUCCAGGUGCUCCAGGGUCACAUGCAGCCAGCUGGACACCGAAGCCGCAAAUCUCGCCUGGUCACCAAAGACGGGCACUGCAACAUCGAGUUUGGCAACAUUGAAUACAGCAACCACUUUGCGUACCUGGUGGACUUCUGGAACACGUUUGUGGAGAUCCGCUGGCGCUUUGUCCUCCUCCUGUUUGUGGCUUCGUUCACAGGGAGCUGGUUCAUUUUCAGCCUGCUGUGGUACUGGAUCGCAAAGAGCAACGGGGAUCUGACGGAGCAGAACCGCACAGAUGGACAUGUUCAGUGUAUAGACAAUGUUAACGGACUCACAACGGCGUUCCUCUACUCCCUGGAGACCCAGACCACCAUUGGGUACGGAGGCAGGGCGCUGACUGGACACUGUGCCGGCACUGUGGCUCUAAUUAUCAUCCAGUCACUAAUCGGUGUCUUCAUCAAUUGUUUCAUGUGUGGCGUCAUCUUGGCCAAGAUCUCCUUACCUAAAAAAAGGGCAAAGACUGUCACCUUCAGCGACACAGCUGUCAUCUGCUUGAAGAAAGGAAGUCUGUGUCUCCUGAUCAGAGUGGCCAACCUUCGAAAGACCUUAUUAAUCGGCAGCCAGAUCUAUGGCAAGCUGCUGAAGACAACAACCACACCAGACGGAGACACCAUCAUUCUGGACCAGGUGGACAUUGACUUUACGGUCGAUGCCGGCAAGGAUAACUUGUUUUUUGUUUGCCCUUUGACCCUCUACCACGUGAUUAACAGAUCUAGCCCGUUCUACGAGAUGUCAGCAGACUCUCUUCCCCACCAGGACUUUGAGUUGGUGGUCUUUUUGGACGGGACGGCCGAGUCCACCAGCUCCUCCUGUCAGGUCCGAACCUCCUACAUCCCACAGGAGAUUCAGUGGGGAUACAGUUUCCUGCCCAUCAUCUCCCGCACUAAGACGGGGAGGUACCGUGUGGAUUUCUCAAACUUUUCCAAAAGUGUCCGGGUCACCACACCACACUGCAUCCACUGCUUCGAGACGGACGCAGAUCAGAGAAACCACAACAGCCACAAUCAAGAAAACCACAACAACCAGCAGAAGAUGGGGAUCGACAACUUGGGGUUUCAGGUGAUCGACAUCCAUGACUCUGUGGACAUCACCAAAAUGUGAGCAGUUAGGAGCUUGGGUAAUAAAGUGUGAAAAGUCACUUACUUUCAAGCAAAGUUAGACUUUCUUGACGAGGAGUGAUCAGUGAAGAAAUAUUUGCUUCCUCCACUGAACAUUUGAAUUAAUCUUCGACUUUUUUUUUGCCUCUAACAGCAGAAACAUUCAAAGUGUGGAUAAAAAUUCAGACAUGAGCAAGAGUUAAGCUCUUUGCUCAGCAGCUCAUUACAAUCAAAGCACCUUUGGGACUUGUGACUUUGUCUAGGUAAUGUGUGGAAGAGGGGAAAAAGAGGGAUUGAAGUUUUGACGCAUGGAAAAUGAAAGGGGUAAAAUACUGGAUGGCACAGUGGGUACUUCUUGAGGAGAUUAGGGCCUGAGCCUGUUAUAAUGAAAAACUGUGUGCCAUAAAGACUGUGCAAGGAAAUAAAAAGUAGGACAGGCCUUGUGAGUUUUCUCAUUAUUCCUACUGAAACACAAACUGUAUGCUGUUUCUUGUCAUGUUGAAAUAUCUUGUAUGCCUUGAUAAUUAGGAAUCUGUGGACAUAGCUGCUAAACGAGAUGAUUUAAUUGUGACCAGUCUACAUUUUGUAGAUCAUACUGUCUUAACACUGAAACUUCUUCUCAGGGAAAGUAACAUCCUUUGUAGGAAUAAACCCUUUUUUCACAAUUCAUUGACUUCUUGUUCAUUCUUAAUUUCUUUCUGCCAUUUUCCGCAUUGAAUUUUCAAGAAUAUCAGAAUUAUGAUUGACAGUGGUCAAAUAUGACAGUACAUUUUCUCAAGUGCUGAACUUGAGUACAAAUUUGAGGUACUCCUUGAGUGUGGUAUUUCAACCCAGUUGCCAGAAUAUAUGUUGGUAUUGUACAUUUCUGCAAACAGCAGAUAUCAUACAUUUGCACCUUAUUAUAUUAUUAUCUUAUAGUCACACUGUGCCAAGUAUCGAUUUUUUUUAAUUAUAUAAAUUGGAAUAGAAAAGAAAGUUUUUGCCACUAUAGUAAAAAUAAUGAGAUUACAGGUGCUUUUAAAAAACAGAUAAAACAAGAUAACCAGCUAAAACAUGACAUUCACAGCUAGCUAUAACAGCAAAUGAUAUGAUGAAUAAAAAUAAUAAAAGAUAAAUUAAUGUACAAAUAAUAUCAAUAUUACAAAUACUAAUUAAACAGUAGGUAGCCUCCUAGAAUAAUAUGAUUGCUUUUUCAUUCAGCCCACUAGAGACAUUUUACUGCUGUUUGAAAAAGAAAAAAAAGGGGUGUGAUGAACAGACCGAAACUUUAUCUGACUAGAUAAAACAGAUGUUGACAAAGUUUUCCUCUAGGGACAUAAUUUACAGUUGGAAAAAGGUAAAUAAUAUAUCGUAAUAUAUUUUAUGGCAAUACUCAGUAUAUUGCAACAUAUUUACAAUUGCAAUAAUAUUGUGUUGUGACUUAAUGGCGCGUUCCAGGCAACCCGUAAUCCCUGUUUUUACAACCUUCUACCUGUGAAAGUGCACUGGAACGGCAGUCAAACCCAUAACAUACCACCUGUGAACUCGUACCAGAUCGAUGUACUCCCAGUUACGCUCUCUGACGUCACACAGCCCUCUAAACAACAAUGGCAGCCCCCAUGGAUAUGGUGCUGAUGCAGGUGAUACCUUGUCUGGAAAUCCAGACCCAAAUCUAGAAAGAUUUAGGGUCUGGCCAUGAGUAAUGCAAAUGGCCCAACUCAAGGGGCGGCACCAAGCAUGCAUUUGUAAAUAUCACUGCACGCAAUCGAUAACACUACGACCAAUCAGAACAAUACACGGGGUGACGUAUACACUUAGCUACCAGCGGAGCUAACUGGUAGAUUAGACUCUUGCCGUAUCCGGUCCGCAAAACAGUUAAAAUGUCCUUCUUGCAAAGGAAAGACUCGAGCGCCGUCUUCAGUUCCUCUUUUAGGGAAAAAGCCAAGUCUAAUUCGUUCAUUGUAGCGGCCAGAGCCGUUUCAAACAACUGGUGUUCAUCCGUAGCCAUCUUGCAAUGUUUACUGACUGAUUCCGGACUUCGUCGUUGCAGCGCUGUCGUCAUCAGUUUAGCUCGCCUCUGGCCCGCCUAUAUCAGAUACACCGAUGUGAUUGGUGCAGCUCAGUUUCAUGGGCAUAGGUAAUGAGCAUCAUUACUGAUUGCCAGAGUGACUCGCUGAGCAAAUUCAAAUUGUGCUCUCGCGAGAACUCUGGAUUUCCU